Molecule: messenger RNA, 2408 nt
Organism: Conger conger (European conger)
Lineage: Eukaryota; Metazoa; Chordata; Actinopteri; Anguilliformes; Congridae
Exons: 5
Coding region: 69-1295 (408 amino acids)
Biological process (GO): positive regulation of T cell proliferation; immune response; negative regulation of T cell proliferation
Cellular component (GO): external side of plasma membrane
Source: RefSeq, a predicted model, not a curated record
UACACUACCCCGGGGAAGAAAAACUAAUCUUUAACAUUUCACGUAGUUCUAGAUGCCAGCCGUGUGUGAUGGCUGUCGGUGUCAUUUCCUUCAUUCUCGUCUUGUUGCUCGUCAUUCCAUCAGUCUCUCCUCCAGUGCUCUCAGCUACAGAGUCAUCCCUUUCCAUUAUUGAAGGGAGGUUUGGAGACUCUGUCACUCUCCCCUGUAAUGGCUCUGCACACAGUCACCUCCCUGAUGAUCAGCUGGACGUCCUGUGGAAGACUGACCAGAACACAGUGGCUCACUACUCUGGUGGGGAACUUGUUGUGGGCUCUCACUUCAGUGGUAGAGUUACGUUCCCCACAGAGAGGAUUCUGCGUCGAGACUUCUCCAUCAAUAUCAGCUCCGUUAAGUCCAGCGAUGAGGGCAAAUACGAGUGCGUGGUCAAGAAUGAGCAUUAUCUCAAGGAUGUGAAACUCCAUGUUUUACCACCCCGCUUUUCUAGGCCUCUCCCUGUAGCUGUUAACGACUCGGUGACUUUGCCCUGCUAUGGUGGUGUUAACAAAUAUGAGCGAGACAGACUCUUUGUUCAGUGGGAAAGAGGAGGUGACCUGGUGCUGAAGAUCAACUCAGAGGGGUUAAUCUCCUAUGGGCCAAAGUACGAGGGAAGGGUCUCUGUGUCUCCUGACUGGAGAGAUGGCAACUUCUCUUUGUCCUUGAGCGUUACUGGUCUGUGUGACUCAGGAGUUUAUCAGUGCUCCACCGACCAGAAGCACAAUGUAACUUCAGUCCUUCUGGAACUUAAAGAUUAUGGGCGCUUCCAAUCAGUCAGUCUCAGCCUUGGGGAGCCUUUCUCCCUCAGUUUACCUGAAAAACCAGUGAAUGUGACCUUCUCUAAGGGUGGAACAUUCCCCAAAGUGUCACUGUGUUCCACGGACACAGAUGAGUUUAGAUGUGAACCAAAGUACAAGAACAGGAUGGAACGGAAGAGCAACACUCUCACGAUGCUGAACGUGACAUCAGACGAUGUGGGAACUUACACAGUGAUCUUCUCAGAGAACUGUGUGAUCAGCCGUGUAUACAAAGUCAACAUAAUACCUUCAGUUAACAAGCAAACAUAUGUCCUUGAAAAAUAUGCUAUUUCACUCAUAUGUCUUGUCAUUUUUAUUUUACUAGCAGCAGGAGUAGUAGGAGUAUAUGUACGAAUGGAAAAGAAACCAAAAAUUCAGACUCAGUCAAUUAAAAUGAUACCGAGAUCAGAGGUGCAACAAUUAACUGACUUGCAUCACAAAUCCAAUCCACGUCUAAGGAUAUAGCUGCGUCAAUUCGAAAACCGACAAUCCAAUAAAAAUGGAGAAAUCUGCCAAAAAUCUAAACGCUCUUCACAAACCAAGAUAGUCAUAGAUUACCUGUAGAAGUAUAAAGGAACCCUUGUGUGUGUCUAAGCCCCGCCCCUUGUACAGUUGCUUAGGUGCUGUCACCUACUUCUCCUCUUCACCUCUGACGCAACUUAAAGGGACACCUCCUGCCUUUAUGAAAAUGGAGGACCUGCUAUUUCAUGUGCCAGCCUUAAAUCCAAAGUGUGAAAAUACUUCAGAUUCUGCAGCAAAAAAAACUUCAGUGACUUCAAAGUUAUGGAGUCUCAAUCCGGUGCUGAGUGAGUAGCCUUAACUCCAGACGGCUGGACGACUUGUUCACCCGAAUUGUUUAUCACAAUAUUUGUGUAUUAAAAGUCACGUUUUACAGACGAUUACAGAGUAUUUAACGAGACACACACAGGGAAUAACAUUGGUGCUUUGUUGCAAGAUUUCUGUGUUGAUAUCAUAGUCUGUAGAAAAACAUGGACCAAGUGCCUGUAUGGACCAAAAUAUGGACCAAGUGCCUGUAUGAACCAAAAUAUGGACCAAGUGAUUGUAUGGGCCAAAAUAUGGACCAAGUGCCAUCACCCACUGACUAACCAUGGCCUUCUGAAAAGCGCAGCUUCUCCACGGCAUCUCCAUUACUGGAAAAACGAGGCUUGUCAUCAUUGGAGGCAAUCUCAAUGCAGAGAGAUAUCGGGAUGAGAUUCUGCAACCAGUGGCAGUCCCAUAUCUCCACAGUCUGGGACCGAACUCCAUCCUCCAAGAUGACAACGCUCGCCCCCACAGAGCGGGGUUUAUCAGACUACCUCCAGAAUUUUGGAGUAGAGAGAAUGGAAUGGCCUGCCAACAGUCCUGACCUCAACCCAAUCGAACACUUGUGGGAUCAGCUGGGGCGCGCUGUUCGUGCUAGAGUGACCAACACAACCACAUUGGCUGACUUGCGACAAAUCCUGGUUGAGGAGUGGAAUGCCAUCCCACAGCAGUGUGGGACCAGGCUGGUGACCAGCAUGAGGAGGAGGUGCCAGGCUGUUGUGGCUGUGUAUGGUUCUUCCACAUGCUACUGAGGCU